This is a messenger RNA of Drosophila guanche, 744 nucleotides long. RefSeq lists its product as uncharacterized. Bases 63 to 623 code for a protein of 186 amino acids. The record is from RefSeq and is a predicted model, not a curated record. The transcript has a single exon. Lineage: Eukaryota; Metazoa; Arthropoda; Insecta; Diptera; Drosophilidae.
AACUAAUAUUCGUAGAAAUUAUAACAGAAAGGUUUGCAAGACUACAAACCAAUUUCAAAAAAAUGGGUGCUACCAACAGUAAGCCCCACUCCGCAGAAAUAGUUAAUCCCCACCCAUUUCAAAUCACUCGUGAGGUGGUGGAGCGCCUUGAACAGGCCCAGGAGCAAAAGGUAAAGACAUUAGAAAGAUCUAACACUUGCGAGCAGUGCAAGGACCAGGGUCAGUCUGUUUCCAGUUCGGGUGAUGCUCCACCCACUUUGGACCACCAGUCGAAGGCUAUUCCGGAGGCUGAAACAGUGGCGUGGUCCUGGAAGAAGCGCGCAAUGGAGAUGGAGGAAGACCACUUUGAAGAAUCUGUGAAGCGUGUAAAGGAGGUCUUUGGCACUCCGGUGAAGUGGUCCCAGGACAUCGACGGCGAAAUCAAAGAGAUGGAGAAAGAAUUGACCACUUGCUACAGGGAGAAUCCCUACGAGACCCUUCAGUGUGAAGCAUUGGCCAAGCAGUAUCAUUCAUUUAUUUUUACCAACCAUUUCAAAGCCAUCUCCAAGCUGGAACCAAAAGAGCCGAGACCAAAGUUGUCUCGAGUGCCCAAAGAGCUCGUCCAGAUCGGAGCCAAUAAGUAGAACAGCUCUGAGCCUAUUUUGGAUAUAGAGAACUGACCGAGAACGAUGCGAUGCGAGUCCUUGUCAUAAUCUGACAAUCCAAGCCAAAACACUGUCCAAUCACAUAAAUAUAAACUAUUUG